Laetiporus sulphureus 93-53 is the source of this 348-nucleotide messenger RNA. RefSeq lists its product as uncharacterized. NCBI's taxonomy places the organism in Eukaryota, Fungi, Basidiomycota, Agaricomycetes, Polyporales, Laetiporaceae. The transcript has 2 exons. The record is from RefSeq and is a predicted model, not a curated record. The coding region runs from base 1 to 303 and encodes 100 amino acids.
AUGACCGCAGCGUAUGCGUUCACAGACUACCAUUCUCAAGGACAGACGAUCACGUACGUUAUCGUAGACAUAACCACGUCACCUGGAGGGAGGAUGUCACUAUUCAACCUUUACGUCGCUCUCUCACGCAGUUCAGGACGUGAAACGAUAUGCAUCCUGCGUGACUUCGACGAGAUGACAUUCUUUCAGCCUAUCGAUGAGAUGUUGAUGAAGGAGGACGGACGGCAGGAGGAGCUGAACGUGAAAACGAAAGGCUGGUGGGAACAGAUGGAAAAUGGAAUGAAUGACAAUGGUGGAAACUGAUGUAUGUGUAAUCGCAGGGAAUGAGACAUCACCAACGGCGCCGAG